UGGUCACACUAAUGUACCGCUGCUUAAAUAACAAUCAAUGAGUUGUUUAAAAAUCUCGCUUGCUUUUGUCAAAUUAUGCAUCAUAUUUAAUUGUGCGCACAAAGGACAUUUUUUUCGGGGCGGCUGGUCGUCGGUGUCAGCAAGGCGAGGGUGUGGUGACCGCAACACAUUAAUCUCAGUAGCAUUAGCUUUGUGAGUGACGAAAAAUUGCGCGCGUCCCGCUUGGAAAAAACGGCACGUGCUUGUUUGCAACAAAUUAUAUACAAAAUAUGAACGAGGGCCGAUAUGGUAGAUUUGGAGCACUCAUUGGCAUUGCAUACGUGAGCAGCACCCAUUGCCGUUUUCUGAUUUAUUCGACAAAGAAUGCUGAAGUGCUGGCCUAUCAUGAACUCAAACUGCGACAGAUAGUGCAUAAUGCCGGCUGGCUGGAAUACGAUCCCGCAGAAAUAUGGAAACACAUGCAGGAGUGCAUAGAGACUGCCUAUAAAAACCUGGUGAUAUUGGAAAUCAGUCCGCAUGACAUCAUUGCAGUGGGCAUUGCCAAUCAGCGCGGCACUACUGUGCUCUGGAACAAGCGAACGGGGCAAGCCUUACACAAUGCCAUUGGUUGGACCGAUUGUCGUAGCACUGCGCUGCUUAAGUCACUCCUCCAUAAUGUUAAGCGAAAUGUGAAUUAUUUGCGCUAUCGCAGUGGUUUACCAUUAAGCAGCUGCUUUAGCGCUCUGAAGAUCAAGUGGCUGAUAGAGCAUGUGCCGGCGGUUGGCAAGGCCAUCGAGGAGGACCAGUGCUUAUUUGGUACACUGGAUUCUUGGCUGAUAUGGAACCUAACUGGUGGCGUCGAUGUCGGCGUACAUUCAACCGACGUGACCAAUGCACACUAUACAUCGUUGAUGAAUGUUGCCACGCAACAAUGGGACAUCAAGUUGUGUAAAUUUUUCAAGCUGCCAAUGAGUAUACUGCCCCGCAUUCGUUCAAAUUCAGAGAUCUUCGGGUAUAUUCUUCAGGGUGCUUUGAUGGGCGUUCCCAUUGCGGGCGUAAUGGGCGAGCAGCCAGCUGCGUUGCUCGGUCAGCUGUGCGUCAAAGCGGGUCAGAAUGUUUGUACACUUGAUGACAGCUGUUUUGUGCUGCUGAACACUGCACAACAAAGAGUGGAGUCGGAAAAUGGUUUGAUAACGGGCAUAGCGCACAAAUUGGGACCCACAGCAGAUACGCAUUUUACGCUUGAGGGAGCUAUAUCCAAUGCCGGAUCCACUGUUAAUUGGCUGCGCCAGGGACUGCGUAUCAACACCGAAAUUAAUUCCAAUGACAAUGUUGUUGAGUCGCUAAAUACAUUCUUGGGCGAGAGCUCAAUGAUCUCUUCCUCUUGCUCCUCAAGCAUGCUCAACGCAGAGUGUGGACUGGCGGCGAAGCGCUCGGAGAUAACAUUUGUGCCCGCCUUCCAUGGCUUAUACGCGCCCUACUGGCGCUAUGAUGCGAGGGGAAUUAUACUUGGCCUGACCAGUCAAACUACGGCCGAAAACAUAACACAGGCUGCCUAUGAAGCAACUGGCUUCCAGAUAUACGAGGUGCUGCAAGCCUUUAAGCGGGAUACUCCCAACUGGGAUCCGUCUUGCAUGCAACCGGUCUUGACAUUUGGCGGCGAAUAUGCAGAGGACAGUCAUCUGGUGCAGUUCGUUGCGGAUAUUAUUGGCUGGAUGCUAGAACGACCGCAGACAACAUCCCCCGCUAGUAUGGGUGCUAUGAUUGCUGCUGGCAUAACUAUGCGUGUGGUCUCAUUACCUUAUGCGACGCGUAUGUAUGCGCCACCCACAGACGUGUUCUCACCUACAACUACCCAGAAUCGUCGUGAAUUGCUUUAUCGUCGCUGGGAUUAUGCGGUUAAGAAGUGUCUGCAUUGGAAUAAUUUUGAGACCUAUGAAGCGGAUGUGGAAUUGUUUGCUCAGCGCGAGCGGGAUCCCAAUUUACCCAUACGUCGCUCCAUACCGGGCAGUGUAUUUGUUACCACAUCCUUUGCGUUGCUGUUGUUGGCCAGUUUUUUAAAGAACAAUCGCGUAGCUUAGGUGCAGCGUAUUUCGCAUGCUUUUAGGUGCUGCCGGCAGGACUGCGCCACAUUUUUAUCGGAAAUCUAGUCACAACAAAUAUGUAUGUAGGUUCAAUUGCGCAUUCAAA
This is a messenger RNA of Drosophila hydei, 2169 nucleotides long. RefSeq names its product glycerol kinase. The record is from RefSeq and is a predicted model, not a curated record. NCBI's taxonomy places the organism in Eukaryota, Metazoa, Arthropoda, Insecta, Diptera, Drosophilidae. Gene Ontology annotation, cellular component: mitochondrion. The transcript is spliced from 5 exons. Gene Ontology annotation, biological process: glycerol-3-phosphate biosynthetic process; glycerol metabolic process; triglyceride metabolic process. Bases 270 to 2060 code for a protein of 596 amino acids. Gene Ontology annotation, molecular function: phosphotransferase activity, alcohol group as acceptor; kinase activity.